AUGGCCAUGCCCCUUCCUCACCCAGCCUACCGUGAAAGCCGCCCUGCCCCGAUCCCCAUGCACCAACCUCGUCCUCAGAAGACGGUCUCUGUUGCGGACAUUGAAAGUCCGGCGACUUUCCCGUCAUUCAACCCGCCUCAGCCGCAGCAUGAGCAGCCCUUCCACCAUCAGGUCCCUCUUCCAGCCCAUGGCCCGCCGAGCCAGCCUUCGGCCACUCCGCUUUCCCAGAUUCCGGAGCGGGCUAUUCACGCACCGCCCUUCCAGCCUUACAGUUACCCUCAGCCUGGCUUCUACCCUCCGAGUUAUCCUUCAGGCAUGUAUUACCCGCCUUCGGGAGCUGAUUACGGGGGCUAUAAUGGACCCGUUGGGCCUGGAGCCUCUGUGCCAAACUUUCCGGGCCAGCCAGCGAUGCCCUAUUUAGCUGGGGAGCAACCCCCUCCACCGGGUACUGUUGCUCAUGAGUCUGGUGGCACGGUCUACUUUUAUGAUGCCAACAAUAUGUACGGAAGUCCCGCACCAGGCCCACCAGGAUCUGGGCCUGGGGGUGUAGUUGGCAUGGGUGGCAUGAUGACACCGCCAGGCACGACCUUCUACUACCCUCAACAAUCCGGUCAAUAUUAUGGGCAGUGA
This is a messenger RNA of Penicillium mononematosum, 630 nucleotides long. RefSeq lists its product as uncharacterized. The transcript has a single exon. Lineage: Eukaryota; Fungi; Ascomycota; Eurotiomycetes; Eurotiales; Aspergillaceae. The record is from RefSeq and is a predicted model, not a curated record. The coding region runs from base 1 to 630 and encodes 209 amino acids.